GCAAUGUCUUCAAGAGAUUGGUAGACACUGUCAUGGAAGUUACUUUACUGUGUGGAAAUUCCUAAUGAGAAGAAAGUGACUACCCAGACCCCUGCAUGCAGCCAAAUCUUCAAAAUUCAGAAUUCAGAUCAUCUACCCAAGGGGUUUUUACCUUGCUGAAAGUAUAUUGGACAACUGUUGACUUGAAAGCUGCUUUUAGGAUGUCUGAAGAUGAGGAAAAAGUUAAACUCCGCCGAAUCGAACCUGCAAUUCAGAAAUUCAUUAAAGUGGCAAUUCCAACAGAUUUGGAAAGGUUAAGAAAACACCAGAUAAAUAUUGAAAAGUAUCAGAGAUGCAGGCUGUGGGACAGAUUGCACGAAGAGCACAUCAACGCAGGACGAACAGUUCAGCAACUCCGUGCCAAUAUGAGAGAGAUGGAGAAACUCUGUUUGCGCGUCCGGCAGGAAGAUAUCCCAGUUCUGCGGAGAAUGAUACAUCCCAUUAAAGAGGAAGCUUCGACUGCCAUUAAAGACUUCCUGCAGCUGCAUUCUGAAUCUGCAGAAGAACUUAAAAGGCAACUCAAAGGACAGGAGGAUGCCUCUUUAACCAGAUCUGCAACUCUAGGAGAAGAAACCUUAUAUAACACGGAAGUGAAGGAUGGCUCCCAAAGUUUGAUCCAGAUCUACUCCCACCUUCCAGAAAUACCUCAGGAAGAAAAUGCAGCUGAGUCCUGGGAAAGUUUAGAAGGGGAUUUGAUUGAGCUCAGCCAGUUGGUGACUGAGUUUUCUGUCUUAGUCUGUUCCCAGCAGGAGAAGAUUGACAGGAUUGAAGACCAUGUCAACACUGCUGCUGCGAAUGUUGAAGAGGGAACCAAAAACUUGGGGAAGGCUGCAAAAUACAAGUUGGCAGCUCUGCCUGUGGCAGGUGCAGUCAUUGGUGGAGUGGUAGGGGGUCCUAUUGGUCUCCUUGCAGGCUUCAAAGUAGCAGGAGUUGCAGCUGCACUUGGUGGUGGGAUUUUGGGCUUCACAGGUGGAAAAUUGAUACAAAGAAAAAAGCAAAAAAUGAUUGAGCAGGUCUCUUCCAGCUGUCCAGAGCUUUCUCACCAAAGUGCCAAAAAAUCCAGCUGAAGUAUAGAUUCAUUAUGGCCAGGAACAACAGUGUAGUAGUUAAGCUAAUGAUGGACUUGCAGCCUUAUGCUUGAUAUACAAGGCUGAGUUGUGUGAAUUUUGGUGACAGUUCUGUUCCUUGGGAGGGCUGAAACAGUCGUGUCCGAAUUUCUCUUUUCAGACAUGGUGACAUCAGUCCUUUGAAAAUUAUAUGGGUAACUUUUAAUUACAUAAUUCGUAGGUAAGCUAUAUUCAUAGCUGUAAUAAUGGGUGACAGGUGCUUCAUGCCAAAUUUGCACAAAGUUUCUUGCAGACAAUGCAAAGAGAUACUUGGAAAAUCCUAGUGCUUUCCCAUGAAUGCCAUGAGAAGCUGGAGCUUUUAUUGUAGUGCUCCAAAGAAAAGGAAAUAAAUGCCAUCAUUCUUUCACUCUCAUAGUACUCUAAAUUUAAUUUAUCUGGAUUCCCAAAGUCUUCCUGUGAUUCCCCAGGAUAUGACUUACUAUAUCUGUUUAAUAAUGCACAGUGAAGCAUAUAUUGUUGUAAGAAAAGGUGACAAUGUUGGGUGAGCAAAGUGGAAAAAAGUUACGUGUAUAUCACAUCUGCCUCCAUCAGCCAUAUCAGAUCAGCACUGGAAGCAGCUUCUCCCCUUUUCUGGCAAGGCAGUUAAUUUGUAAACUCCCCACCUUGCUCAAAGUGUAGUUAUGAAUUAAACAGUCUAAGCAGCAACCCUGCAGCACUGCUACUGGAGGGUUCUAAUUUUCCAUAGCUGUUCAGCUCCUUGGCUUGUCCUGAGAACACCGUACAUGAAAAGCCAAGCUCUGGCAUUGUGAACUUGAAGCCUCACGUUGCUGAAACAGCAUUUACUGCAAGAUGCUGCCUUUGCUUCUCAUGAAGCUCAGAGUGCCCUGGUGGGAGAGCUGAAAAGCUUCCCUGGAAGGCAGCGCUGCAGCCAGGCCCACUCCCACCACAGGCUGUUGUCCCUCACGGUGGUGUGAGACCAUUUCACACUGGCAGUGCCAGCUGGCAGUCCCAGACAUGGGCUUGCAAACGUCAGCCUGAUAGAGGUUAGAGUGUAAAGCACCCUUGUUUGGGCAGCUGCACUCUUACAUUACUCUCCAGUGCCAAACCCUCUGCUUCCACCCACUCUGCAGUGUAGCUGCUCGGCCUCUUCGAGAUUUUGGGACAUGCUGUGGAGCCUGUACAGGAUGAGAUGCUGGCAGUGCUUCUGCUUGCUUUUAAUAGUGGACAUCUGUUAUCUUACCCUCCUUAAGAAGCCUUUUGCUUCUGGAGUUUCUAUUGUUAAAUGCAAAAGUGUUAACGUGUUGUUAUUGUUAAGUAAUUGUACAAUUGUCACCUAAUUUACUGUUACUGGUCCUACCUCCACCCUUUCAGGACACUUCCCGCUCUACUGCUGCUACUGUUUGGGGGAACAGAAACUGAGGUUGGGAAGUUGCUUUUUAAAGUUUUUAGAUUGGUCGAUUCAUCCUGAGCUGUGCUUGAGUUGUUUUCUUAGGUGCACAGUGAAGUCAGUAUUGAGAUAAGGCUCCUUAGAAGGGAACACGGUCCAGGGAAGUGUACUAUAGAAAGAGCUCCCUCUCAAUAACCAGUACUUUGAUAUCAUCACUGGAAAUCACUGUCUGCUAAUGACAGAUGAUGGGGUUUUGUGCCUAGAGACAUUGUAAGCAACUGUUAGUUACAGCACAAAUAACUUCUUCUAAGCAGUGCUUCCUUAUUACUUUUAAAAUACUGAAAUUGCUACCAGCCAGAGCAUUAUGUCUAUUUUAAGUAGGUCUGAGAUUCAGGGAAAAAAUGUGUGGAAGAAUAGUUUUCACAAGUAAUUGCAGACAUUGUCAAAAAUGUAUGUGUUGAAGCCUCGGUGCCUGCACUGUUAAAAUCAGCUGGAGUGCAAAACAUAACCUGAGUAAUUCAGCUCAUUUGCUGCUGACAGGCAACAAGUCCUUUCCUUUCAAUGCAUCUGCUUGGGAGGUAAACACGGUUAAUGAGCUUGUAACAGUUUCAUACUAAGGCUGUUCAUUUAUUUUAUAUUUAUUUUCUACAUUUAAAGGAAGACACUAAGGAAAAAAGUGUUCUUAAGUGGUUGAUUCUUUGUAUGAUUUUCAAAUGCGCCUUCUGCUUUCCUGUGGUAUGCUGUGAAACCUUGUUCAUUUAAAUGACAACAGCUGCAUCUGUGCUGUUGUGGACUCCAUCCUCUCCCCCCAGGCUGGAAUAAGGCCAGGACAAUCCAAAUUCAUAAGACUGAAUUCCUGACCCAGCUUACUCAAAUUCAGCUUGAUGUGCACUCAUUUUAUGAAAUCUCUACUACAAAAACUCUUCUUCCCCCUUGCAUCCUUGUGGAAGCAAUUUGAAAUCAUUGUGCACACACUAGAUGUGGGAGACUGUUAUUUAAGCUAUGAUAAUUUAAAAUAGGUGGGUUAUUUACAUAUGUGAAGAAACAUCAGCAUGUGAGUAACCAAACUAGCAAUUAAAUUGCUAGCCAUGUUACUCAGAAGAAUUGUAAAAUAUAAAUAGUUCUUUCAAACCAAAUAAAAGUUUUUGCCUACAAGA
Molecule: messenger RNA, 3650 nt
Organism: Catharus ustulatus (Swainson's thrush)
Lineage: Eukaryota; Metazoa; Chordata; Aves; Passeriformes; Turdidae
Gene: STX17
Product: syntaxin 17
Exons: 8
Coding region: 96-1106 (336 amino acids)
Biological process (GO): exocytosis; vesicle fusion; intracellular protein transport
Cellular component (GO): plasma membrane; autophagosome membrane; endomembrane system
Molecular function (GO): SNAP receptor activity; SNARE binding
Source: RefSeq, a predicted model, not a curated record